Molecule: messenger RNA, 4177 nt
Organism: Esox lucius (northern pike)
Lineage: Eukaryota; Metazoa; Chordata; Actinopteri; Esociformes; Esocidae
Gene: map3k12
Product: mitogen-activated protein kinase kinase kinase 12
Exons: 14
Coding region: 290-3178 (962 amino acids)
Biological process (GO): protein autophosphorylation; JNK cascade
Molecular function (GO): ATP binding; JUN kinase kinase kinase activity
Source: RefSeq, a predicted model, not a curated record
AGCUCCCUCCCCCAACCCAGCGCGCGCCUCACGUUCCAUGGGUCCCCGGUUAUUGAUAACACAAUUUGCCCGCUGGGAUUCGUUCUGAUAUCGUGAACUCGUGGGAAGAUACUUUCACGCAAUAAAACGACAGACAGACCGGAGAGGAAAAACGACGAUUGUUCUUUAUUAUCGCAUGUAGAAAGCUGAACCCACCCCUUGACAACGCGACAUCAACCGGGCAGAAAGGCCUCCCCCUCUCCCUUUCUUGUCCCAUCCAUUCUCGGCCACCGUGUUGCGGGACCCCCCGAUGAGUGGGACCUGCCUCCAUGAGCCCCGCGCCCCCUCCCCCUCCCUCUCAGGCUUCAGCACCCCCAUUUCAGAGCCCCCCUUCCGCAGGCUGGAUGCGGACACCCCCGCCUGCACGCCGGAGACUGACCUGACCCCCACCCAGUGCGUCCUCCGCAACGUACUGUCUAUAGACACCGGAGGGGCGCCUGGGGUGCCGGGCGGGGUCGACGGCUGUCCUCACACCUGUGGAAGCAGCCCCACCCCUAGCGACGGCCCCCCGGCCCACUUUGACAACAGCGUGCUAAAGUUGUACGAGCAUGAGGCUUGCCAGUGUGGAGGCGGGGCGGAGGCGGGUCUAAGCUCAGAGGCCGGGGCCGUCCGCAGCCAAUCAGACAACAUCCGGAUGCAGCAGGGGAGCGGAGGGUUUUUGGAGGGACUGUUUGGCUGCCUCAAACCUGUCUGGACCAUGAUCGGAAAAGCGUACUCCACCGAACACAAACACAACCAGGAAGGUGCGUGGAAAUCCUGGGAGGUUCCAUUUGAGGAGAUCUCCGACCUGCAGUGGGUUGGCAGCGGGGCGCAGGGCGCCGUCUUUCUGGGGAAGUUUCACGGAGAGGACGUGGCUGUCAAGAAAGUACGGGACAUCAAGGAGACGGAGAUCAAGCACCUACGCAAGCUCAAGCACCCCAAUAUCAUCACUUUCAAAGGUAUUUGCACCCAGGCUCCAUGCUACUGUAUCCUGAUGGAGUACUGCGCGCAGGGUCAACUAUACGAGGUGCUGAGGGCGGGCAGGAAGAUCAUCCCUUCCCUGCUCAUUGACUGGGCCAUGGGCAUCGCAGGGGGCAUGAACUACCUCCACCUCCACAAGAUCAUCCACAGAGACCUCAAGUCCCCCAAUAUGCUGAUUACCCACGAUGACCUUGUGAAGAUCUCGGACUUCGGCACCUCCAAGGAGCUCAUCGAUAAGAGUAUGAAGAUGUCGUUCGCUGGUACGGUGGCCUGGAUGGCCCCAGAGGUCAUUCGGAAUGAACCCGUGUCAGAGAAGGUUGACAUCUGGUCCUUUGGUGUGGUGCUGUGGGAGAUGCUGACUGGUGAGGUUCCCUAUAAGGAUGUGGAUUCCUCCGCCAUCAUCUGGGGUGUGGGCAACAACAGCCUGAACCUUCCAAUCCCAGAGAGCUGCCCUGAUGGCUUUAAAAUCCUCCUGAAGCAGUGCUGGAACUGUAAACCCAGAAAUAGACCGUCUUUCCGUCAGAUCCUCCUCCAUCUGGAUAUAGCGUCAGCCGAUGUGCUCUCCACCCCGCAGGAGACGUACUUCAAGUCUCAGGCUGAGUGGCGAGAGGAGGUGAAGCAGCACUUUGAAAAGAUUAAGUCAGAGGGCACCUGUCUGCACCGCCUGGAUGAGGAACUGAUCAACCGUCGCCGAGAGGAGCUCCGGCACGCUCUGGACAUCCGUGAGCACUAUGAGAGGAAACUGGAGAGGGCCAACAACCUUUACAUGGAACUCAACGCUGUGAUGCUACAGCUGGAGCUCAAAGAGAAAGAGCUGCAGAAGCGAGAGCAGUCUUUAGAUAAGAAGUAUCCGGGCUUGUUCAAGCACCACGCUUCCAGGCAGUCUAGCUCCUCCCACUCCAUGGACAAACUGAUCAAGAAAAGAAACGUCCCACAGAAACUGCCCUCUGGAAAGAGGCCAGACAUCCUUAAGUCGGAGGUGAUCAUUCCCAAGAUAGAUUCCUCCAUGAUGCAGGUUACUAUUCCCUCCUGCCCCAAUAGGGGCUCCACGUCCCCCAACCGCUCACGGAGGGUCAAGACCCGCCACCGCAAACCUGGCAAGGGCAGCAGUGGAGACCUGUCCAGCCUGAAAGCCAGUCAACCCUCUCCUGAGAGAGAGGACCCUGCCCAGCCAAACGGCUCCAGCACGGGCCCCGCUAAGCAGCUCCUGGACACAAACGCGGCUUUGAAGGCCCUGGGUCAGGAGCAACAGCAAAGGCAGUUGUCAUCCUCCAGCCCGGACCUGAUCUGCACCACACUGGAAGUCGAGUGUCAGGGCAAAGGAGAGCCACCCGCUGGGGGACUUGAAAGGGGCGGCAGCUUGAGUGCCUCCGCAGGCCUCGGUGGUCCGGAGGUGGGACCGACAGGUCUGGAGGACCUCACGGAGACGCCGCCGCGAAGCGACACGCCCAGCGAGGAUGCUGCCUCGUUCCCGUUCUCUAGCAGCCCAGACUCGCCGUGCGGGAGGGGGGCGGCUGCUGGGAGGGGGUCUGUGCCAGGAGCCCCACGCCUACCCCACGAUGGGGACGAUAAGGAAGAGGGAGUGAGCGGUGUGAGGUUACCACGGGGAGGGUCAGGACACCUCACCCCCUCUGCUAUCCUGUACAGGGCAGCCAUUGCACGCAAACAAAGGCGAGGUGUGUCUUCAGAGGAGGAGGAGGGGGAGGUUGACAGCGAAGUGGAGUUGCCACGGAGACGACGUCCGACCAGCAUCACCAAGUGCCAGUCAGUGUCCACGUUCAGCUCAGAGAACCUGUCUGUGUCGGAUGGCGAGGAGGGUCACACCACCGACCACUCCCACAGUGGAACGCCGGAUGUCGUCAGCACCAACACGGACGACCGCCUGGACGACCGCAGCGAUGACCUCCUGUCGCAGGGUUCCGAGAUCCCGGCAGACAACACGGACCCGGCGCAGGCCUCAGACGGCUUGUGCGAGAGGGAGGGAGCUCUGGGCCAGGUCAAAGCCUUGCUGGACGCCUCGCAGAAUCUUAAUGAGAGCCGGGCCCUUUGCGAUGACUCAGACUGUGACAGCGCUGAGCUGGACCAGUCAGGAAGCGGGGAGCCCAGUCGUCCACCCAGUGCUGGGGCCUGGGCUCCUCCAUCAGGGUACCAUUGUGGGCCCCAACACGGGCCUCCGUAGAGCCAACACCCUGGAAACCAUAGAACUACAGCUACCUUACAGUAAAGGACCAUCACAGAGCCUACCUACCUACGCCAGUCUCUAAAGCAGGACUUCACUGAAUGUGAUGAAAGGGGUCAAAUCAACUAAGCUCAGGCUAUGACAAAUUAACUACUAGUGUCUCAUGCAGCAAUAUGGUUUGUUAGUUAGCAAGCCUUCAUAAGACAACCCAGGUGAUUUGUUAUAAACUGACUGCAGUUGCAAUGACAUCCUGUGAUAUUGGACUUGAUGUUUAGAUUAUUUUAUAGAGGGAUUAGGUAAAGUGUUAAUACAGGUACUUUUAGCCACUUCUCCAGUUCAGCAAAAAAAAAAAAAAACGACAACUUUGGUAUCUUGCCAACUGGUACUUUGCCAUCACAGCUCUUGGAGGAGCCUAAUGUCCAACUCACUAAUUUCUCCCAUGCAAAUUAAUAUAAUAAUGUAGAUAUCCACAUAUCACAUUACAAAAAUCUAAAAUUUAUUUUACGUGUAAGAUAAGAACUGAUGUAAAAAAAUAAUAAUAAUAGCAUUUUAAAAAAGCAGAAUGCAGCCCAAUGAACAAAUGCAUGACUACACAUUAAGUUUUGGAUGUGUCCGUUUUAUAUUUUGUGAGAUGGUUUACACUUUUUUACCCUGGAAGUAUUAUUUCCAUAGCAAUUUUUGUUAUUGAUGUUGGCACUUAAGAAAGGUUAUGAUGUCAAAGGGGAAUGUCUCACUGAAAUGUUUUAACCCUUUCGUGGAUAGGUCACUCAGCUGGUAAUGUUUAAGUCAUACUUUUAUCUUAACUCUCGUAGCACUGAGUUUUGAAUACACAUCCCUUUAAGAGAUAGCCAGAACAAAGGUGGUCGUAGUGGAAUAGCAAGUAUCCAUGAAAUAUCCAUAGAGGUUUUGUUUUUAUACAGCAUUGCACAUUGGAACUGUAAUAUAAGAAUUAUCAAAAUCAAAAUAUUAUGAGCAAGAAUAAAACAUUUAACAAAACAA